ACCAGACCUCCAAGAGGCGUGCAUCGCCAACUAAAACACCACAUCGACUCAGCAUAACAAAACCCGAGGAAAUAAACCACGUCUGAGCUCAAAAAUAAUACCGCGACGGCCAAACGCGCACCACCAUGGCCUCAAAAGACGACCUCAAGGCCCACGCGGCCUCCAAUGAAGACUUCUACGCCCUCCUCGAUAUCUCCCCGGCCGCUGCAGAAUCAGAAAUUCGUCGCGCCUACCGCCGAACCGCUCUGAAGUACCACCCAGAUAAGAUCGCGAACCCCACACCUGCAGACAUCGACAAGUUCCAUACGCUCCAGAUCGCCUACGAUGUUCUUUCCGAUCCGUCGGUGCGGCAGCUCUACGAUAAUGCGCGGGAGGCGCGCCAGCGCAAACAGCGCGAGCGGGAUAUGAUGGAUGCUGCGAAGAGGAAGAUGAGAGAGGACUUGGAGGCUAGGGAGCGCGCGGGGGCUGCGGCGAUGGGUGGCGCUGGUGCGCAACGCGGUGUGAAGCGGCCGUGGAUGGGGGGCGGCGCUGAUGACGAUGCUGAAGCGAAGCUGCAGAGGGAGAUUGAGCGGAUUGCCGAGGAUGGACGACGGCGGCGACGUGAGGCGGAGGAAAAACUGAAGCAGGAAAUGGAGGAGGAGGAAAAGCUCAUGCGCCAGGAGGAAGAAGAGGCGCAACGGGCGGCGGACAGGAGUAGUCAGAAGGUUGAUCGCUCGAAAGAGGGUGGCACGAAUGUUCCGGAACUAGAACGAGGUGUCAAGGUGCGUUGGGUACGUGAAGGACGCGGGCUGGACCUGGAUAAAGAUCGGUUGAUCUCUCUAUUCUCGUCUUACGGCGAGAUCGAGAACAUCCUGCUCCUCAAGGACAAACGACAACGUAUCGGAGACAACCGCGAGAAGAAGACGGUUGCGACAGCUGUGGUGAUAUUCGCUUCCAUCGUCGGCGCCCACUUUGCUGUUCUGAACAGUGAGAAGAGGUUGCGUCAGAGUGUUGGGCAAGCGGACAGCGAGUGGUCUGUCAUCGAAUCUGUCUUCUGGGCAUCUGGCAGCCAACCCGACCUGAGCGUUGCAGCCAACGCCUAUUCUACUGCUUCCACUCCCCUGGAACAGGGCAUCGCAGCACCCAACUCUUCAGGUCCAGUUCCUCCCGCUGCCCCUCCCAAACCAUCUUUCAACUUUGCUGGUUUGAAGUCAGCAGCGUCUGAUACUGCUGAUAAGAAACCCGGAAAAGCACCAUCCUUCGGUUCCUUUGCUGCUGGCGCGGCGUCAAAGUCGGCGCAAUCUGCGCCUGCUGGCUCGGCCAACGGCUCGAGCGCCCCGAGUAUGGCGGAGCUGACGCUGAUGCGGUUGAGAAAUGCGCAGCGGGAGAAGGAACGCAAGGCCCUUGAAGAGCAGCUUAGGAAAGAAGAUGAAGCUGCAGAUGCAGCUGAGGCUGAAGCCAAGGUAUAGAUGCGAUAUAUUUUCAAUGACUCGAGGCCAUGGUGCGCAUUUACAAAGGCGUUACAUGGUCGGAUGAACUCAACGGCAGCAUAAGUGCUGCGCUAUGUAUUCUUAGACACUUCAUUCAAGCAUAGAGAUACCCUCACGUUUUGUACUAUCAACUACUUGCGUUUUCGCUAAAUGAGACUUGAAGAUAUGGUAUUUACCGG
Aspergillus vadensis CBS 113365 is the source of this 1648-nucleotide messenger RNA. RefSeq names its product putative cell cycle control protein (Cwf23). Bases 126 to 1448 code for a protein of 440 amino acids. Gene Ontology annotation, cellular component: spliceosomal complex. The transcript has a single exon. The record is from RefSeq and is a predicted model, not a curated record. Gene Ontology annotation, biological process: spliceosomal complex disassembly. Gene Ontology annotation, molecular function: nucleic acid binding. Lineage: Eukaryota; Fungi; Ascomycota; Eurotiomycetes; Eurotiales; Aspergillaceae.